Cygnus olor (mute swan) is the source of this 1442-nucleotide messenger RNA. RefSeq names its product C-type lectin domain family 2 member D-like. The record is from RefSeq and is a predicted model, not a curated record. The annotation marks the transcript as partial. The transcript has 4 exons. Lineage: Eukaryota; Metazoa; Chordata; Aves; Anseriformes; Anatidae.
UUCGUUGCAGAUCUUUUUACUGCUAAGAGUAAGCAUGGAAGAACUGCGUCCUGGAAGCAAUACGUGCCCAGAAUCAUCACUGGAUUAGGGACAGCGCUUUUAAUCUCCAUUAUCAUCUGGCUCUCUCAACGUGCGUAUUCCUGCCCCCGUUUGUGGAUCGGGUUCGAGGGGAAAUGUUUCUACUUCUCUGAAGUGGAAAGGAACUGGACGUCGAGUCGGGAUGACUGCCACACGCGCCGCGCCAGCUUGGCCGUGAUCCAGUCCAAGGAGGAGCUGGAGUUCGUGCUGCGCUACAAAGGUUUUCCUGACCACUGGAUCGGGCUGAGCCGCCAAAACCCGAGCCGGCGCUGGGAGUGGGAAGAUGGGACCAAAUUCAACAGCUCGUUGUUUCUCGUCGGAGGAGGCGAGGACUUUGCUUUCUUGAACGACCAAAAAGUCACCAGCGCUCGCAGCAGCGGCGAGCGGCACUGGAUCUGCACCAAGCCGCAGAGCAGGCGGCCGUGAGGCCAGCAGACACGGCGCCUCCAGGUCGUGCAGAGAAUACCUCACAUCUUGGUGCCCUGGUGGACAUUUCGAGAACCUGACGUGGCGAGACAACACGCAGGGUUCAUUUCUCAGGCCUGCAGGUGGCGUUUUGUUACAGCUAACGCGCUUCUGGAGCCUUUUCACGUUUUCUGUCUCCUACCAGCGAGCUUCCUUCUGCAGAACGUUUUGUCUUCUCAAACUCUUCUGCACUACAUUAUUUUUGCUUCAUCUUUAUCGAUGCCUAGCAUUAAGAUUGAUAGCAGAGGCAAGGUUGCAUCAGGAAAAGCAGCGAUGUAGCACGUUGUUUAACUGACAACAGGCACUCCAUUUCAUUUUUAGAUCAUAAAACUCUUUUCUCAAGGAAUUUGCACUUUUUUAGCACAGGAGAAGGUUCUAACUUCUUUUAUAACGGAGGGGCAUUUUAAAAUACAGUAUUUUGCCAAAGAGAUACCAGUAUUGUGCAUAGGCAGAAGAUAUCGCAGGGUGGAUGGGAAUAUUUCAAAACACACGAUCCUGGAACUGGUUUGGGCUGGAAGAAAGCUUCAAGAUCGUCUAGUUCCAACCUCGCUGCCCUGGGCUGAAGUCCCUGAGGUCCUGCUUGGGGGGAAGCAGCUGUAACCCAUCACCUCUGCUGGUGCUAGCCCGAGGAAUGCGAGUAGUGGGUGUGUUGCUUUGACAAGGAGCAACUUCUCGCGCUUGCAGUUCCUCCUGUACUUGAACAAACAUUUCAAUGCCUCCCAGGCUGGAUUGUGGAGGCAGUCUGGAGUCAGGUCGACGUUAAUUUCAAAUGCUGCCUGUGGAGGAAAACGGUGCCUUUCUCUUGCUUUUCUGCUCCUCUGUAUCUUUGCACUUUAUCGGCAGUAUUUUUCUGUGUGCUGUUUUAGUUUAUAUGUAAUUUCCAAAUAAAAUAUUUUUUU